Drosophila hydei is the source of this 469-nucleotide messenger RNA. RefSeq lists its product as uncharacterized. The record is from RefSeq and is a predicted model, not a curated record. Lineage: Eukaryota; Metazoa; Arthropoda; Insecta; Diptera; Drosophilidae. Bases 111 to 458 code for a protein of 115 amino acids. The transcript is spliced from 2 exons.
UUGUGGCGAUAUGUCAUUGCUGGAGCAGCUUUGGCAGCGUUAGGACGUGCCCCGUGCUGGAUACCGAGCAGCAGUGGCAGGUGCUGUUAUCUCUGCUCCAAUUGGAUGCGAUGAAAUCGAAGAAAUCGGCCUUUGCCAAUACAUCAACGGGCUACGGCAGGCACAAGCAUAGCGGACACGCCAAAGGACACGCCCACAACAAGGAUAAGGCAGAGGGCAAGGGCAAGCAGAGCAAGGAGCAGAAGCUGCCUGAGCAAAAGGAUGAGCAGGAUAAGGAUCUAAACUCCGGCUUCGGGGACUAUCUGCGCACGCCGGAGGCAUUUGAGAUGAUGAAAUUGUUUGUCUUUGCCAAUACGAUUAUGUUGAUUGUGACCAUGGCCUGGCCUCAUAUUAAGGAACAGUUCUUUAUGCUAAACCAAUGGUGGGAAAGCUUCCGAGAACAGCAACAGAAACAAUAGACCUAGAGAAA